UCCGCCUCGCCUCGCCAUGGUGGAGCAGGGAGACGCUGCGCCGCUGCUGCGCUGGGCCGAGGGCCCCGCCGUCUCCCUGCCGCAGGCCCCGGAGCCGCAGGCGGGAGGCUGGGGCCGGGGCCGGGGCGGCGGCGGGGGCGCCCGGCCGGCCGCGGAGCCGCCCCGGAGGCGGGAGCCCGAGGAGCCGGCCGCCCCGGAGGUGCUGCUGCAGCCCGGGCGCCUGGAGCUGGGCGACGUGGAGGAGGACCAGGUGGUGGCCGUGUUCGUGGUCACCUUCGACCCCCGCUCGGGAAACAUGGUAGAAUGGUGCUUACCUCAAGAUAUUGACCUCGAAGGUGUUGAGUUCAAGUCUAUGGCCAGUGGGUCCCAUAAAAUCCAAUCUGAUUUCAUCUAUUUCCGAAAGGGGCCCUUCUUCGGCCUGGCCUGCUUUGCCAACAUGCCCGUGGAGAGUGAGCUGGAACGUGGCGCGCGGAUGAAGUCUGUGGGCAUCCUCUCUCCCUCCUACACACUGCUUUACCGCUACAUGCACUUCUUGGAGAACCAGGUUCGGCACCAGCUGGAGAUGCCAGGACAUUACUCUCAUCUGGCUGCCUUCUAUGAGGACAAAAAGGGGGUGCUCCAUGCUGGUCCUGGCAGAGGCAGCAGCCUGCCCCCUGUCUACUGGCUGCCUUCCAUCCACCGAUACAUGUACCCUGAGAUGAAGAUCACACACCCAGCUGGCUGCAUGUCUCAGUUUAUAAAGUUCUUUGGAGAACAGAUCCUCAUCCUCUGGAAAUUUGCCUUACUUCGAAAGCGCAUUUUGAUAUUUUCUCCCCCACCUGUGGGCGUGGUGUGCUAUAGAGUGUACUGCUGCUGCUGCUUGGCCAACGUUUCACUGCCUGGUAUCGGGGGCACCAUUCCUGAGUCCAAGCCUUUCUUCUACGUGAACGUGGCUGACAUCGAGAGCCUGGAGGUAGAGGUGUCCUAUGUGGCCUGCACCACAGAGAAGAUAUUCGAGGAGAAGCGGGAGCUGUAUGACGUCUACGUGGAUAACCAGAAUGUGAAGACACACCACGACCACCUGCAGCCGCUGCUGAAGAUCAACAGUGCUGACAGGGAGAAGUACCGCCGGCUCAACGAGCAGAGGCAGAUGCUGUUGUAUUCCCAGGAAGUAGAAGAAGACUACAACCCUUGUGAAGAGGACCUCUUUGUGCUGUUUUUCCUAGAACAAAACAACCGGAUAUUUCAGACUUUGUUGGAGGUGUCUGCCAGUCAAGACAAAACUCUGACAGCAGAGCAUGCCCGGGGCAUGGGCCUAGACCCCCAAGGCGACCGGAGCUUUCUCCUGGACCUGCUGGAGGCCUAUGGCAUUGAUGUCAUGCUGGUCAUCGACAACCCCUGUUGCCCGUAGGAGGAGCCAACAGGACUGGGAGCCGCUUGAUGUGGGAUGUCAGCAGCCUGGAGUUCACCCCAGGCCCCCAGAGGGCCUCAUUUUUUAUUAAGUUGACACAAAGGAAUAUUGUUUAUACUUUCCAACAAACAUAACUUUUGCAAUUUCCUUUCUGCCCUUUUCCCUAGAGAUAAGGUGAGAUCGCCUUGGUUUUGUGUCCUGCCGUGUUAGGAUAUUGGAAUCUGCCACUUUCUCCCAGAACUGCUGGUCCUUUGGGCUUGGUCAUAGGGGUUGUAUCACUAGGAGUAGGCUGAGCUCUGGAAACAUUGGGACGGACUGUUCAGAAAGUCUGUGUGGUCUUUGUCCCUUGAUGUAUUUGAGAAUAAGACAACCAUCUGUCCUCUGUGGCCUUAGAUGUUCAUCUGCCUAAAGGCAGAAACUAGACCAGAUGAUCUUUUAAGGUUUUUAGUAGUUCUAGGAGUCUAUGGUCUUGGGAUCAAAUCCCUUUUCUUGUUCAUUAGGGCAACUUUAUGUCUUCUCUGUUUACUUGAGUAGGGACCACAAAGAGGGGAAAAAAGGAUGUUUUUGACACCAAAUAUGAGCUUAGCUUAUGGUCAGAAUGAAAGAGGUUGCUUAUCAGUGAGCUGAAAACUAAAAUUAUAGAAUGAAGCCUUGAAACCUUCCUCAAAGUAACUUCGUGGUGGCCAUGCAAUGUAAUGUUCCUCUUUCUCUGAACCCCUCCUCUUGGGAUGAAUUGGUGAAUUGCUAAGGGCCAAUGCUGGCCUUGGAGCUUGCAAGCAAAUUAAUUUUCCAAUUUAGUCUCUUAAGGGUUCAAUAUGCUCUUGGAGUAAGUUGGGUAUUUUUAAAGGCUGAAGUUUGGGCUACCGGAGGAUAGAGCAGUUGAAGUUCGAGCAGGAUGGAGAAGCCACUCUAAGUCUCUUCAUCUGGACAUGAGUUCUCUGGAGGCAUUAGCAGCAGCACCUCUGGGUCAACACAGAUUUACUGGAUUCCAAAAUCUAGCAAGGAUCUGAGCUGGUUAACUCAGAGGGUGGGGCAUGAUGCUAACAAGACUGUUUAUCAUUUUGGACCCCUCACAAACACACUUCUCUUUAGCAGAGGUGACAUUCCUUAGCCUAAAUAAUUGGAUCCAGGGACAUAACAGAUUUGUUGAGAGAAAAUGUGGCAGUGCCUUCACCCAGGACAGUGGUCAGGAAGCCCUGAGCAUCCCCGAUGGAUUUAUCCAUCCUCUUCUGAAGUGCUCUGCUCUAGGUUGGGUCCUGUUGCCACCUGCCUGAUCUCUGGUUGGCUUUUGCAGGAGGGCAGCUUACGUGUUUGUUAACCAGUUAGAAAGCCAGUUCCUGUGGGUCGAGUUUAGGCCUUUUUGGCCAUAGUUGAGAAUUUUCACUUGGGAUACUGAGUUGCUGGUGACAAAUAAUGUCUUCCUUUUCCCCCUUCCCACCUGGCUGGGCUAUAGGAAUAGCCGUCAGUGCAUCCAUGUCUGUGAGCAAGACCCAGCCAGACUAACAUACACAGCAGAGAGAAAUAACAUUCAAAUGGUGGGUCACACAUCUCAUCUCAAGGUUCUUAGGGUUCACUGCUUUAUUCAAAAGUGUUUUCACUGUAGCUCUUCCAUAUGGAAUAUCAAAACUGAAGAAAUUCACAUGUGGAAAUGCAAAUAGACAUUGAUUAAUCAAGGUAGCAUGUUUAUGUAAAUAUAUAAAUAAGUUUGGGCAUUGAAAUGUCAACUGUACAGCUAAUAGACUUUUCUCCUCUGCAGUGUGGGUUGCUGUCAUUUCAGUAAUGUGUGUGUUUACAAAAGAAAAAAAAAUCUGUGUUUCGAGGUUGAAGCCUCACCUUUUUUUCUCCUUUACAUGCAGCCCUCUCCUCUUGCCCCUCAAGGGUUGAGGGGUCCUUUCUAACUUAGGCCAAGUAAUGGUUACUUUUCGUGGUAUCCUGAGGUUGAGGGUGUUUUAAGCUGGGGGUAGGUGGUUAGAGGCAGGAGUAGAAGUGAAAGGAAAGGUCUGAUUCUCCUAGAGGACACAAGACGACCUCCUUUUUCUGGAAUUAGGGAAUCUGCCGGAAGGAGCUGUUUUAGGCAUUUCUGCUCCGAGCCUUCUGUAUGCAAACACUGCAGUUUUAACUGCAAGCUCAGUAGUGCUGGUGUAAAUGUAGCAGGGUGAGAAUGAAGUUCCUGUUUUUUUCCUUUGAAUGGUGAGUCAGGGCUUCUGCGUUCCCUUAACUUUGUGCUUGUCUCAGUAGCUUUCCGUCUCACAUCUCCACGUGUCCACCCUCCUGCUCAUGCAGAGGGCCAGGGUACGGGUGGCCCCAGAGGAGAAUGUGCCAGUGAGGCAGUGCCAUGUUUCAGGUCACAGGGGCCUUGGGCUCAGCUGACCCCAAUGCAGAACAUCUCCCUUUAAGAGAGAUUCCAAUAAAUUGGUCCUUCCCUACCUUGCCAGCUUCUUCACGGGACCAGAAAUCUUGUGCAGAGCCUCUGCUUGGCUGAACAGCGUGUGCGUUAUCUCUUCGGUUACCUUUGCCACUGUUAAGCAUCCUCAGAGUAUGUCUUGCCUGGGCUAUGAAGUGGAGCCUGUGGCCUCGGAAAUCACCUUUUGAAGCCUUGCUCUGUGCCAGAUUCUGCUCCCCAACAUGAGAAAUUAACAGGCACAACCCAGGAUCCUUUGCUACCAGUUCUCUAUUAGGGAAUCCCACGGUGGCAGCAGAAGCUAGGAGCCAUGUGGACCUGCUUUUCUGCCAGUCUUGAAAUAUUUUCUGAGAAACCAUCUGCUUUUGUUCAGAAGAAAGUGCUGAACAUCGUUCACAGAGUCCUAGGUCUGUAAGCUUUUUAGGGGCGGGGAUUAUGAUUACCUUUGGCCUCCUGGAGGAGGGUUGGAAACCUGUGGUGUGAUACCUUCUGCCACCAUCUCCUGCCAGGCCUCAGCCCUCGGCUGCCUGAGCAGGCCUAGUUCUCCAUUGAAGCUGUCAGCCUGAUCUCAUGCCACACUGAAAUGAACUGUGUGCCAGUUUGGAAAUAAUUGCUGACCUGAGAUGCUGGCUGGGCUGCCCUCUUGUUCCUGAAUAAGUCAGAAGAAAUUCCAGGUGGGAGUAGAAUUCAGGUUUGGGGCUCGUUGGUAUCCAUGUAAAAUAUGACAAAGGCCUGUUCAAGAGGGUGUUUUCAAUUUUGUAGGCUCAGCAGAUGAUACUACCCAGCCUUUGGGAAAAUGUCCAGUUGGCCCCUGGCUUAGGACUCUCCACAAGGAGUUUGAAAUGUAGGGCUUAUCCCCUACCAGACUAAAAGUAUGGCCCAAAUUAUGUGUUUAGAAUUUGCUUGGCCUUUAAACAUGAAACAUUCCCUAUGCCUUGUAGAGACCAUUCCAGUGUCAGUGUCCCACCUGGGACCUGUACAGUCCUCAGUAAAUUAUGAUUGCAAUGAAUUAGAAGGCUUUUGCCUUCCAUAUCCAUUAUCCAUUAUAGCAUCUGUGCUUCCAUCUGGUUAGGGGGAGGGAAGCUGAAAUCAUUGAUGUAUCAAUAGAAGUAAUUUAGCAUAGGAACUUGCAUCUAUAACUUGUUUUAUUCCACUUUAAAGUCAAGACAAGAAAGUUAAGAUAGCACACAGGUGCACAUGCUUCCAGAUGCCACAUGUGAACAUUUGUUGAUCCUGUGACUACCGAUGAUACUUUAGCUACAAGAUAAAUUAAAUCUUAGCUAAAUCAUUGUUUUUCGUUCUGGUGGCUAUGAGGAUGAAUUUGCUCUCAGUCUUGAUGCACUGAAAGCCCUUCAAAUGCAAUAAAAGAUGAAAUCACUCACCUUUAAACUGAGGCCUUCAGGGAAGCUUUUGUAAAGGACAGUAAUGAAUUAGGCUUUCAGUUUUAGGACAUCAACCCUCCGAGAAGAGGCAGAGACCCGAGGGACCAUUUAUUUCCCUUUGCAACUGCAUAGCCCAGGGAAUGGAUUAAGAUGCUUUCUCCAGUCCCUGUAUAGGCCAUCCUUGCAGAGGUAAAGGAGGAGGGGCAGGUGGAUGAAUAGGAUCAUGCUCAGCUUGGCAGUGAACUUGCCUUAGUGUGAUGACAGGUCUAACAUGGGCAAGACAAUUAGAAUGGGGACCAACAUGCCAGGCAUGGGCUUUUAUCUCCCUAAUAGAUCCCAAGCUAGUAGGCUUGGAUUCUGCCAAAUGGCCAGCCCUCCUGUCUUCUCCCCGAACCUUGUAGUUAGACCGAGGUGAGAAUCCUGCUGACCCCAGUCCCGUGCCCUCUCAUUUCAGGAAAACCCUUUUGUGAUUCAGGUAGCGGGAGAGGAGGAGUUAAGGGCUCCGUUUACUCCCAAGUCAUGGAUUUUUAAUAUUCCAUUUUUAUUACUAAUAUACCUCUCUUCCUAGAAGUUACUGGAGUAUUGAGUGUUGUGGGAAAAGGCUAACUGUGAAUUAAGUUAAUGUUUUUCUUAUAAGAAAUGGAAGUUUAUUUUUUUAUUGAUAUUAUUAUGUGAUGAACUGAGUAUGCAUAUACUGAAAUGGAAGGAAAUUUUAAAACUAUUAUUCUAGAAGAAAUGGGCAGUUUUGUAAUUUGGUGGUGGCUGAGACCCCAUAGAAGUUUUACUAUGUAAAUAAUUUGGAGAGUGAAUAAGGAGAUUGUGCUAUGAAAUCCUGACAGCGCUCUUUAGGAGGCAGACUUGACAGUCCUAGGAAGGUUGACAUAAAAAUACCAACCUUCAGUAAAGCUCUAGUACAAAAAAGGGUAAAUGUCAUCAUUCUUAUUUUUAGGCCUCUUUCUUGAGAGAGGUGGGAGUGGGAGGUAGUGUUAUAACUGGCACUUUAAUUUGUUUUUGGAACUAGAAGUUAGGGGCAGUUGGAUGAAAUUGCAAAUUUAGAAGGGGAAUAAGAAUUUUCUAGUGCUAUAUAAAGAAAUGAUGAUGGAGACAAAAGCCUUGCUUUCCUCUUUUUAGAAUUUAUUUUUGAUUUUUAGCAUACUGUGGGGCUUUUAGAGCUAAUAUGAUCUAAAUUCAGAAAAUUUAAUUUUCAUAGUAGGCCAGGUGUGAAUUACUUACGUUUGCUAUAGAAUGCUUAUUUAGACUAAUAAAUUUACUUUGCUUUCUAAGGCCAGUCAGCGAAUGUGGGGAUGAGGCAGGAUGUUUUAAGUGAGCCAGAGAUGAUCCACAAAGUGAACAGUCCACACAGAGGUCAUUGAGUUGGAUGGUUGCAAAUAUAUUGACAUUAGAGUGAAAACUCCUUCCUUUGGGUAAACUAAAGAAAGAUAAAGUAUACUAAAAAAUUUUAAGAUGGUGUUAUACAAAAAAAAGUUUGGGUCUAACGUGUCCACAAAGACUGUCAAGUGAAGAAUGGUGGAGAUUCUUGGUGUUUGAGCAGCCAACCUGGAUGAGUGACUUCAGGGACAGAGCAGAGGAAAGCAAAAUGAAUUUGCUUUAUUUACCCAAAGCUUGUUGACUGAAUUUUUGUAUAGGUCUGUGAAAAUAAGCCUAAACAAAUAGUUGUAGCCUUAGAAAAACUGUUUUCCCAUUUCUUUCUGAGUUAGAAUCAGCAUAGCCUCCCUGUCGCCUUAAAUGUAAAAAUCCUAUUUUGAUUAAUAACCCAGCCUAAGAGUUAUAGCAAUACAAGAGACUGAAUCUAUUUUUGUUGUGGGUCUUUACCUCAUAUUAUGAAAUUAGUAAGACACUUCAUAAAUUUUGCCCUGAAUACUGGUGUGCCCAGGUAUGCCGUGCUCUCUCUCUGUUUCCAGUGGUGGUAAUUUUAAGGCCUAAAGAAAGCUGGGGUUAAUCCUAAAGCUAAGAGUAAAUGUUUCUUGAAUUGAUUUUGUUCUGUGGUACAAAUAACAUCUAUGAAUAUCAUAUCUGUAUAUAUCUGAACCAAGUUGUGUGCAGAGACGUUGAUAUAACUAUAUUUACAGAAAAUGAUUUUUACAAUUAAAGUUCACAUUUUAACA
Molecule: messenger RNA, 7299 nt
Organism: Pongo pygmaeus (Bornean orangutan)
Lineage: Eukaryota; Metazoa; Chordata; Mammalia; Primates; Hominidae
Gene: DENND11
Product: DENN domain containing 11
Exons: 9
Coding region: 17-1390 (457 amino acids)
Cellular component (GO): cytoplasm
Source: RefSeq, a predicted model, not a curated record